Molecule: messenger RNA, 876 nt
Organism: Morchella importuna
Lineage: Eukaryota; Fungi; Ascomycota; Pezizomycetes; Pezizales; Morchellaceae
Exons: 4
Coding region: 1-876 (291 amino acids)
Source: RefSeq, a predicted model, not a curated record
AUGCCGAAAGUUGUCUGGACCUCAGAGAAUGAUCGUAGGCUUCUCAUUCGUCUCAUCGAGCGCUCUGCAAAAUCUUAUGACACCGUGGAAUUAUGCAAAAUCUUCCCAGGAGCAACCCCUAAAGCCAUCGAGGAAAGGAUAGCAAAGCUCAAACGGGAGGCUAAGGCUAUGGACCACCCCAAGCCGAGAAACCAUCCAAAGGGGAAGAGUGGCCCGAAGAAACGACCGCCUCCAAUAGUUCCUAAGGAGGAAGAAGGUGCAGUGAAGAAGAUUAAGACGGCAGAGGAUGAGGAUGACAGUACUGAGCUUGGAGGUGCCGAUGUCGACAUUGGUGGAACUGCUGAUGAUGUCGUCGACAACGGCGAGGCAAUUGAUACCAAUAAUAGCAUUGGGGCCAACGACGGCAUUGACAAUAACGAUGGCAUAUUCACAAACGAUGGCAUAGAUAUCAACGGUGGCAUUGAUGCUGUCAAUGGCAUCAACACUAGUGAUAGUAUUGAUGCUGUAGAUGAUACAGUAGCUGUAGACGACCUACUCGUGGCGAAGGUGGAAGGGGAGGACGAAGAAGCGCUAUCGGACCGUUCGCUUUAUAGCGAGCAACUGGCUUCGAGUCCGAUCCAAGCGUCGACCCAAUCGGUGGUGGCCAUGGGGGUGAAGCGUGAGGUUGAGUCGAACGAUGAUACGGAAUCUGAACCGGAAUAUGCGCAGGAAGGUGAUCAGGAAGAUGAUCAGGAGGAGCCGGAGCCGGAGCCGGAGCUGGACGCCAAUGAUGAUGUAGAAUCGGAAUCUGAAUCGGUAGCCGAGGACCCUGAUUACCAGGAUGAUGCUUUUGUUAAGUCGGAGCUAGACUCUGACGCGGAUUCUGAGUUUAUGUAG